CGCGGCGCCGGCCCAUGAAGCUUUCCGGCGCGGGGCGCGGCAGCGCGGGCCGGCCAUGGGGGGCAGCCUGCGGGUGGCCGUUCUGGGCGCUCCAGGAGUGGGCAAGACGGCCAUCAUCCGCCAGUUCCUGUUUGGCGACUAUCCCGAACGCCACCGACCCACGGACGGGCCCCGCCUCUAUCGGCCCGCGGUGCUGCUCGACGGCGCUGUCUACGACCUGAGCAUCCGCGACGGCGACGUCGCUGGCCCCGGCCCGAGCCCCGGAGGUGUCGAGGAAUGUCCUGACUCUAAAGACUGGAGCUUGCAGGAUACGGACGCCUUCGUGCUCGUCUACGACAUCUGCAGCCCGGACAGUUUCGAUUACGUGAAGGCCCUGCGGCAGCGCAUCGCGGAGACCAGGCCGGCGGGAGCGCCCGAGGCACCCAUCCUCGUGGUAGGCAACAAGCGGGACCGGCAGAGGCUGCGCUUCGGACCUCGGCGUGCACUGGCCGCCUUGGUGCGCAGGGGCUGGCGCUGUGGCUACCUCGAAUGCUCCGCCAAGUACAACUGGCACGUGCUGCGUCUCUUCCGCGAGCUUUUGCGCUGUGCUCUGGUACGCGCACGUCCUGCACAUCCAGCCCUGCGCCUGCAGGGGGCGCUGCAUCCAGCGCGCUGUAUCCUCAUGUGACCGGAUUGGACAAGAUUGCCCAACCUCACUCGGAUUGGACAGAGAAAUCUCCUCCCUGAUUGGAUAAGGAAAACUCCCACCUAGUCUCCUGGGCGACCGGCCUCUCUUUGAACUACACUGGGGCCCAACGCCCCAUUGGACAAGAUCAAUCCUUUCUGGGGCCUCAUUGGGUCACAGUCGAUGGAAAGGACUUGGCUAUGUAUCUGAUUGGGAGAUCGAACUGUUCCUAGCGCCUCAUUGGACACAAUCCCUAAGUCCCGCCUCUCUGGAGGUAAUAAAAAAGAAACAAAGUACACCUGAGAUUUUUUUGUUCUGGGAUGGGCAAGACAGAGACUUGAUUUUGGACUAGAGCUACCAAGCUUGGCCCCUUGGCAAUUAACUCCAGAAUCCCAACUUGAGGACUGUCAAAGGGGUGCG
Marmota monax (woodchuck) is the source of this 1084-nucleotide messenger RNA. It is a transcript of the gene Rasl10a, whose product is annotated as RAS like family 10 member A. Lineage: Eukaryota; Metazoa; Chordata; Mammalia; Rodentia; Sciuridae. The record is from RefSeq and is a predicted model, not a curated record. The transcript has 3 exons. Bases 56 to 667 code for a protein of 203 amino acids. Gene Ontology annotation, molecular function: GTP binding; GTPase activity.